UAAUCCGCUGACGUCACCAUUCGGGAAAAUUCCAAACGGCUCCUUUGGAUGAAGUAUGAGGAAAGGCUAUAACCCCACUUCGUGUUGGCGCCAUCAUUAUUAGACGCCUAUUCCAGCUGACUAUGUGCGAGAGGCAGGUUCUCACCCCUGAAAGGCCCUGAAGGCGUCGCCGUUCAUUCAUAUAGUGAUAAGAGAACCAUCUCAACGCGCAUGCGCUCCACCCAUGCGCACUAGUUAAAAGGUUACCACAGGCUGUUUUCAGAGCUCCGCUUGACAAAAAAGGUACUUUUCAUCUUUGAUGAGUCGAAUUUACUCAACGAAAUACCAUGUGACACCCCUUAAUUACAAAUGUAACCUCAUUUGUACAGCUCCCCAAGAACAUGGCUACGUUUAGCGUCGUUCUAGGGCGCACUGGCUGGAGAGUGACACAGAAAGGGCUUCCAGCUAUCUCAGUACCACAAUGUUUUAAUGGCAGAAUAUGUCGGUGCCGUCAAGUCGUUAAUAUAAGGCGAAUGUUCAGCUCUCAACCACACAACUCCAAGGUGCCAGCAGCUGCAACCUGGAAGCCAAUCCAAGAGGAGCAGCUUCCGCCGCCGACACGAGUACCAGCCGACCUGGUGGACAAACUUGAGCGUCUGGCCUUGGUCGACUUCCGGAAUAAAGAGGGUGUGGCCUGUUUGGAAAGAGCCAUCCGCUUUGCAGAUCAACUUCAUGUUGUGGACACGUCUGGAGUCAAGCCCAUGGAUUCGGUUCUGGAGGACAGAGUUUUAUACCUGAGGCAUGAUGCAGUGACGGAAGGCAACCACGCAGAAAAACUUCUGCAUCUCUCCAAAAACACAGUAGAGGAAUAUUACAUGGCACCACCAGGAAAUAUUCCGUUACCAAAGAGAGAAGAGCGGGUCGCCAUGUUGCAACACUCUGAAUUCUGACAUCUUGGACUUUUGUUUGUUUUGUGAAGCUUAUUCUGGUUGGACUGGAGUCUAUCCCAGCUGACUUUGGGCAAGGGUCAUGGUGCAAAUCAAUGACAGGACACACGUAAACAAACAUUUACCUUCCUACUCACACCUGUGGACAAUUUAGAGUCUACUAUUACCCUAACAUGCAGGAUGUGGGAGAAAAUUGGAGUUCGCGGAACAACCCACACAAACACGGAGAGAUUUCACAUCCUUGUCUGUGCAGGAUGUUUUAUUUUUUUGUGUAAACCAUUUAUCUUGCAGUAGAGUUUCAAUAGAAACAGUAAAUGAGUAGAGUGCACCAAGAAAAACAUUCAAACGUCUUUCACUUUUUAAAAAUAUCUGUUCUUGGUCAUUUAGUUGAAAAUAUAUUUGAAGGGUUCUUGUA
Messenger RNA from Entelurus aequoreus (snake pipefish), 1341 nucleotides. RefSeq names its product glutamyl-tRNA amidotransferase subunit C (gene gatc). The transcript is spliced from 5 exons. Gene Ontology annotation, biological process: mitochondrial translation; glutaminyl-tRNAGln biosynthesis via transamidation; regulation of translational fidelity. Bases 381 to 929 code for a protein of 182 amino acids. The record is from RefSeq and is a predicted model, not a curated record. Lineage: Eukaryota; Metazoa; Chordata; Actinopteri; Syngnathiformes; Syngnathidae. Gene Ontology annotation, cellular component: glutamyl-tRNA(Gln) amidotransferase complex; mitochondrion. Gene Ontology annotation, molecular function: glutaminyl-tRNA synthase (glutamine-hydrolyzing) activity.